UGAACGUGGAGUCCACGCAAACACAAGGCGCGUUGGUCCAGGUUGUGUUGUGAAAGGUCACCCUAGCUUGACCCUUGGUGCGUGUACAAGCCGCCAUGCGGGUGCUGGGUGUCGUUCUGUUUGGCUCUACAACGCAGGCCUUUUUGACAGUCCCGCCCCUCACAAGUCCGCCUUCAACUGCGUGUGCCAGCAACCCCCAACUACAUGUACCAUGUGCUCGACACCUGCGAUUACGAUGGCCAAGAGCUUCCAGCACUGCUGUGCGAAUGCUCGGAGGGGAAGAUGGAGGUGAAGAGGAGAAAGGUUACACCGACGUUACGGUUCGAGAGGCGGUGGAGUGGACCAUGAGCAGGGACUCAGAGUUCAGCUACAUCGACAUCCGAUCGGCAGAAGAGCAUGAAAAGCUGGCAACAGUAAGGGGGGCGUUGUGCAUCCCAGCGUUCGAUUUAGUCAUGCCCGAGGCAGAGGAGCAAGGAGAGGGGCUUGACGACCAAGACGGUGAUGACACCGGGUACGCUCCAGCGUACAACUUCGAGGAGUCGGACUACACGGUCAAGCCAGAUUUCGUGGACACGAUGAAAGCUCGAUUCGAUCUGGACGCGAAGCUCUUGAUAGGGUGCAAGACCUACAGAUCAGCGAAGGCUUGCCAGCUUCUGGUCGAAGCAGGAUUCACCGAGAUCUACAACGUAGAGAGCCAGAUUUUCAUGAGGACGCGAGCACCUGAAGUGUGGUCAUAGGCUGCGAAGAGACGAAAACAGAGGAGAUUUCAUGGGGUACUGUACGGACAUGGAAGCCAGUAUUAGAACCACGUGGGUCAAGCUUUCGUGGGUUGGUAGUGAAAUCAGGUUUCGUGCGUGUGUAUGCUCCGUCAGUGAAGCUUCGUAGGGAAACUACUGUAGUUGGUGGUAAGCCACAACCAGAAUCAACAGAAAGUUUGUGGUACAGCAGUGAAUCUAGGGUUGUCGUCCGUCGCGAAAGUCCAAGCUACCUGGACCUACUGUGUCUCAGCCACUCGGGCGAGAGUAUAGCGUCGUUUU
Ectocarpus siliculosus is the source of this 1037-nucleotide messenger RNA. NCBI's taxonomy places the organism in Eukaryota, Phaeophyceae, Ectocarpales, Ectocarpaceae. The record is from the annotation of a GenBank genome assembly.